Messenger RNA from Xiphophorus hellerii (green swordtail), 3689 nucleotides. RefSeq names its product TRPM8 channel-associated factor homolog. NCBI's taxonomy places the organism in Eukaryota, Metazoa, Chordata, Actinopteri, Cyprinodontiformes, Poeciliidae. Gene Ontology annotation, biological process: positive regulation of protein targeting to membrane. The record is from RefSeq and is a predicted model, not a curated record. Gene Ontology annotation, molecular function: transmembrane transporter binding. The coding region runs from base 345 to 3089 and encodes 914 amino acids. The transcript is spliced from 13 exons. Gene Ontology annotation, cellular component: plasma membrane.
AUUUCUUGUCGGCCACCCCGGUUAUUAGAGGACCCCGGCUCAACCAGCGAGGACGACGUUCGUGAAGCAGCUUUCAGCUGUUUGCCAUCUAUUUCAGAACACGAAGGAAGAUGAUCACUCUUUGCUCUGCUUUCAUUUACAUUCUUGCUACUGUGCCGACAGCUGGUGUUUGGUGAAGCACCCGUCUACUUAGGAGGGAAUACAUUUAACUUUCAGUCCUCAAACUGCACUCAUCCAUCAAAGAGCAGCUGUUAAACUGGAUGUUGACAAAUUGAACUGAAGGCAUCGCUGGAGAUUAUCCUUAAUUUUCCUCACUGAUCUACCAAGUAUAACUAGAUCCCAUCAUGUCUAACCCAACCAGCCAAAUCAACCAUGAGGCAGCCUACUUGUCUCUCAUGAAAGGAGUGAAGGAACUGGACUUUCGUGGCCCCUGUGUUCCCAGCGACCUGCUGUUGAUCGGAGAUCAUGCUUUUCCUUUAGCCAUGAACAGCAACGGUCAAGUCCUGAUGGCUGCCUCUCUGUAUGGUGCUGGGAGGAUUGUUGUUCUGGGUCAUGAAGGCUACCUGACUGCCUUUCCUGCUCUGGUGGAGAACGCCCUGCUCUGGCUGCGGGGUGAUGGAUCAGAUGACCCUUCUGUAUUUGUGCACAACAGUGUCAAGAUGGUCAGCGACAACCUCAGCAAGUCCACCUUCCAAGCACAAGUGGUGGGGGGCUUUAAUAGCAAUCUUAAGACCGGUGUGUAUGUGACGGAUGCGAACAACGUUGGUACUGACCCGAAAGACUUGGUGGCCUUUAUGAAAGCUGGAGGAGGGGUGAUGAUAGCCGGCCAGGCGUGGAGCUGGGCUGCAGAUCACCCUAAGGAGAAUACACUGCAUCACUUUGAUGGAAACAAGGUGUCUGGGGUUGCAGGGAUCUACUUCUCUAAGAAUCCAGCAGAGGUGGAAAACCUCCCAGUCUACCCACAGAUUCCAUCCUCCUACAUGGCUGUAGUAGUAGGGAAGGAUUUUGAGGACGACUUGCAGUUCUUACUUCAUGGUGUUUCAGAGCUCACCAUUGCAAAUGGUUCACUAGCGUCAGAGGUUAUGGUCCAUGGCCCACUAGCAUUUCCUAUUGGUGUAGCAAAUGGUGGGCAGGCAUUUUUGGCCGGAGCCUAUUAUGGCCAAGGUCGGGUCAUCAUUGCUGGACAUGAAUCAGUUCUGAGUGCUGAGGCAAAUGCUCCAUUUUGGAAGAAUGCCUUUCACUGGCUUGAUGAAGGCCGAAGGGGCGUUGUUGGAGUAGCACUGAUAAAUGGGAUUAAUAUAGCUACCAACUCAGGCCUAGAAAUGGAGAAGACGGGCUUCAAGAAAGACCUGAGUGUGUUUGUAUCCCCAUCAAACCCCCAAAGCCACUUGGAAGAGAUCAAGAACUUUGUAGCAGAAGGAGGAGGUCUUCUGAUUGGAGGACAUGCCUGGUACUGGGCACAGAGCCAUGGAAAAAGCCCAAUGGCAGAAUUUGGAGGGAACAAAAUACUAAACCAAAUGGGGUUGAGCCUGCUGGAUUCAACUAUUCCAGCAGGUUCAUAUAAGGCUCUGGAUCCCAGUCAGGCCAUCAAAGAUACCUACCAUUUCCGGCAUCUUUUGCACCGCUUUGCAAAGCAUGUAACUGUGCAGGAAGAACUCAGUAAAGACGAUGAGGAAUUCCUCAAAAAACUGGGCAGCGACUGUUCUACCUACUUGAAAAUGAAAGCUCAUGACUCCUGCCACUACUCUCAGGUGGUGGCAACACUCACGGACAUCUUAAAAAAGUCAGGCAUGCCACAGGUGAAUGAGACAUGCCCUGUCAAAAAUCCCAAAGACCACCUUCUGCUCAACAUUGGGGCAGAGGUUUACAAGGUUUGCCCACAUCCAGACGACCUCCUGCCGUACCUCAUCAAGGACAAUCCACUGUUGCCAGUUGUCCACAAUCACAGGGUUAAAAUUGAUGUCAGUACAGCAGGAGGAGAGGAGUGGAUCAGCACAGGUCUCUACCUUUCUCCUGGUAUGAAGACAUAUGUGGCCAUACCAGCAGAUAUCGUCAACAAAGGAUGGCAGAUUCAGAUAGGCUGUCAAACAGAUCGUCUGAAUGCCGCAGAGUUGAAGAGAGCUCCAUGUGUCCACGUACGCUUUCCUGUCAACUCUGAGAUGAUCCAGGUGUCGAACCUGUGGGGAGGACUCAUUUACCUUGUGGCCCCACCCAACACACAGGCACAAGGGUUAGAGGCUUUUGUACAAAUAGCUGUUCCUGCACCCUAUUAUAAAUCAGGUGUUACGACUCAAGCUGAAUGGUCGUUGUUGUGUACGGCUCCUUCACCUUGGGCGGAGUUGGAGUUUGACAACAUCAUCCUCACUGUACCCUCUGAUGUCGUCAGAUGUCUUGAUCAUCCCGAUAAGUUGGCGGACCUCUGGAAUGACAUCACGAAGGCCAUCGCUGACCUGGCUGCCAAAUCCCACAAAUUUCCACGAAAAGAGCGUUUUGUAGCAGACGUUCAAAUUUCACACGGUUUUAUGCAUGCAGGUUAUCCCAUAAUGGCACACAGGUGUUCUGCAACUGGGUUGGUGGAUGUUAACCAUGUGAAGACCAACGGCAUUUGGGGUGCCAUCCAUGAGCUCGGACACAACCAACAGCGAGGCUGCUGGGAGUUCCCUCCACAUACCACAGAGUGCACAUGCAACCUGUGGUCAGUGUACGUGCAUGAAGUGGUGUUUGGGAUCAACCGGGACAAGGCUCAUGAAGCGAUGACUUUGGAAAACCGAAAUAAACGAACCAAGGACUAUAUACAAGGGGGCAUGCAGCUCAGCAGCUGGAGCAUGUGGGUGGCCCUGGAGACAUACAUGCAGCUCCAGGAGAAAUUUGGCUGGGAUGCCUUUAAGAAAGUGUUUGCUGCCUACCACAACAUGAACAACUUUCCCAACGACAACAAAGGGAAGAUGAACCUGUAUGCAGAGACGUUCUCCCAGACUGUGAGCAUGAACCUGACUGGAUUCUUCCAAGCCUGGGGAUGGCCUAUCGACCAAGCCACUGAACAGAAACUAUCCAGCCUGCCUGCGUGGACUGAUCAUCCAAUGGUCUGAAUGGCAACGAGCUUAUUGUUUCUGAGCACUGACGUGGUUAUGAGGACCAGUUCCUUUAGACGAGCUUUAGUUUGGGGUAAUUUAGCUACAAAUUGUGAUGAUUUUCCUGCAUUUUCACCUUUAUUUAUAACAUUAAAAAGAGAAGGAUAUAUAUUGCAUGCACUUUUUACCUAUUAAUAUGGCAUUCUAGGGAAGAGGAGAGCAGAAUAUAAAAACAUGGGUAAUGCAAAACUUUGUUGUUACUUUGAAUUAGUUGCACACAUCACACCUUGGCAAAGGAUCUCAGGAGUUAUUUAGGUCUAUGUGGCAUCAAAGAUUUUAUGAAAGGGGCAUCAAGGGGUAAUUGUAUCUUAGAUAAAAAAAACAAAUGGAAGACCAAUGUGCUCAUAGGAUAGAGAUAGAUUAUGUAUUCAUGUUCUACACAAAUGAUAUUAGGAUGUACAUAUGAUUUUGUGUAUGAAUUAUAUUGUUUUACUUAUUGCAAUAUUACAUGUUAAUCAUUGGUGGAAGAACUUAAUUUUUGUGUCCGUUUACAGUAUCCAAAAAGCUGCUACAUGGCAAAAAUCAAUAAAACAACAAAAACACUUUUGAACCUUUGAA